AUGGCCGGAGAGGGGCUGCCGCAGAGCAACACAGCCCCCCUCUGGCACUCUCAGCAUCUCGAUGUAGCACGGCGGGUGAUGCAGCUGAGCUGGUGCAGAUCUCUCCUUGGCAAGGGGAGGCCUUCAGCAGGGCUGUACUCGUUGCAGGUGCCCGUGGCCUUUGAAGACGUGGCCGUCUACUUUUCACCAGAGGAGUGGGCAGAGCUAGCAGAAUGGCAGAAGGAGCUUUACCAAGACGUCAUGGUGGAGAAUUAUGAGCUUGUUUCCUCUCUGGAAUGCCUGCUCUCUAUUCCUGAACUUCUGUCUCGGCUAGCCCAGGGAGGGGCCCCGUGUGCUUCAGAGCCCCUUCUUCCUGCAGGGAACAGCAACUCCCCAGCCGGCAGAGCAGCCCUGAGCCUGAAGCAGGAAGGCGGCGAGUCCCCUGAGCUUCCACCCCCUGGGCUUGGCUCUGAGGAGGCGCUGAAGGGGCCCCAUCCUCGCCACUCCAGGCCUGCAGGGAAGAGGCCCAAGACGGCCCGGUUGCAGGGCAGGCAAAAGCGAGCCAGGCCAGGACCAACUGCCAGGGAUGCUGAAAAAGCGCAACGGAGCUGGAAGAAGGAGAAGUCCUAUAAGUGCCCCCGGUGCCAGCGACGCUUCCUGAGCCGCCUCGCCUUGACCGCCCACCGGCGCCUCCACGUCCGGAAGUGGGGCCGGCGCUGCCCGCAGAGUGGGGGCCAUUCGCCUGCCGCCUUAGACCCAGCCGUGCCUCCGGAGGGCCCCUUGGGCACUGGCGCCAGCCACGUUCCUUGCAGCCAGGGAGAGGGCAGCCUGCCUUUCUGGCCAGAGAUGGCGCUGCACCAGCAGGCCCCUGCAGCACACAGCUUCAACCCCUGGCCCCUUGGCUAUGGCCCCCCACCCCUGCCUGGCCCCCAGGCUCCAGGGCUGCACAGCAACGGGGAGUUCAUCUGCGACCAGUGUGGCUGGAGUUUCCUCGGCUGGGAGGAGCUGGUCACGCACCAGCUGGUGCACAUGGCGGCCGAAGGGAUCGCAGGCUCCGUGCCCAAAGCUGGGGCCCUGUCCCAGAUGGGGGGCGACCGGCCUUACGCCUGCACCCAGUGCGGGAAGACCUUCCGGCACAAGCCCAACCUCCUGGCCCACCGGCAAGUCCACACGGGCGAGCGGCGCUACCAGUGCCAGGAGUGCGGCAAGUCCUUCGGCAGCAAGGCCUACCUGGCCUCCCAUCAGCACAUCCACACCGGGGAGAAGCCGUAUGUCUGCGGGCAGUGCGGCAAGAGCUUCCGCCACAAGCCCAACCUCCUUUCGCACCAGAAGAUCCACACCCGGGACCCUCUUCCGCAACAGAGCCACCCCCUGGACACCUUCAGCAGGGAGAACUUCCAGAUCCAGCUUCCAGUGGCGGGCUCCCCCAGGAUGGAGGUGUUCCAGCCCCACCGACCCCCGCAGGACACCCCCGUCCCCUGCUUCCCAAGCGACACCCCCGUGCCUCAGCCGCAGCUCUCUUUGCCUCUCCCUCAGCCUCUGCUGGCAGCCGACCGUCCGUUCAUCUGCCCGGUCUGUGCCAAGCAGUUCCGUUGCAAGCCCUACUUGGUGGCCCACCUCCGAAUCCACACGGGGGAGAAGCCGUACGCCUGCAGCCGCUGCCCCAAGCGCUUUUCCCAGAAGUCCAACCUGGUUUCCCACGAGCGCCUCCACACAGGCGAGAAGCCGUACGCCUGCCCGCUGUGCCCCCGGGUCUUCAGCCAGGGCUCGAACAUGCGUGCCCACCAACGCAGCCACAGGAAUAUCAGCGCUAGAGAAGCAGAUGGCGGCCUUCUCCAGAGCUAUCCCCCCCGCCAGACGCAGCAGCCUGCCUAGAGGCUCAAUAGCGGCCUGUCUUCUGGUCCACAAAGCACAGCCUCUUUGCCUCCCCCUUCUGGCCCCCGUGUCCCUGGAAGGCUGGAUGUGCCCAGCUAGGGAGGCACCAAACUCUUCCUCGGAGAAAUUCUGCAAAAUUCUAGUAACAUUCUCUUUUCCAAUUCUAGUCGGCCCGAGCAAAAGACCCCCCUCCCCCAAGCUUGCAGGUGAAGGACAACCGAUAGGUCUUGUGCUGAAGCCAGAUAGAGCUAAUCCUCGUUUCUGAUAUGUGUGGAGCAGCUUUGGCACGCGUGCGGGCAAAGAAGCACUCUGCGCAAGUUCAGAUAUCUGUUUCGCCAUUGUUAUUACUUCACUUAGAAUCCUAGAGUUGGAAGGGACCUCCAGGGUCAUCUAGUCCAACCUCCUGCACAGUGCAGGAAACUCACAAAUACUGGACUUCUUCCAGGCAUGGCAUUAGGUAUCAGUUCUGAGGUUUAAUCUUGGCCCCAGGGCUGAAGGCACCUUCAGGAAAGAGGGGCAGAGGCUAGAAAGAGCAGAAUGCCAAGGAGCCAGUGGGAAAAAGAGGAAAGAGGCAACUGGGACUCUGGCACUGAAAAAACCAGCCACUUUGGGAGGCAACCGCUGAAGGAGGGUGCAGGUCAGGCAAGGGCUGGGGGUGGAGAGACAUUAAAGACUCAGUUUCAGACUCAGUUUGGUAGGUUUGGUAACAAACAAGCCAUUGCUUUCUGACUUUUUUUUCUAGGGGAGCAAUUCCACGCACAAGCACGCUUUUGCAAAUCGUAGCCUUUACGCCUCUAGUCCUUAUCAACGGGGAGACAAUUGUGAGGACAUAGCCUUGGCACAAGGAGUUUUGCAUGGUGACCGAUCUCUCUUUCAUUCCUUCGGGCCCCAUGAUCCCACUCCCCCCCCCCUUUGACAUUCUUCUGCAGCUGCACCAAUGCAUGCAUAAGGCUGGCUGGCUGGCACAGUUCCAACAAGGGCAGGACUUGGAUGUGGGAAACUCCUCAUGCAGAGAAAUAUUGCAAGGAAAGACCCCACUGGCUUGAAGAUGAGCAGGCUCCUGUUUUUUCACUUAAAUUUGCUCUGAUUCCUGUUGUAUAGACUUCCAAGAAAUAAAGUAGUAAAUGGCAGUUUGGAAAAGCUGA
Molecule: messenger RNA, 2999 nt
Organism: Heteronotia binoei (common prickly gecko)
Lineage: Eukaryota; Metazoa; Chordata; Lepidosauria; Squamata; Gekkonidae
Gene: REPIN1
Product: replication initiator 1
Exons: 4
Coding region: 1-1854 (617 amino acids)
Biological process (GO): negative regulation of transcription by RNA polymerase II
Molecular function (GO): DNA-binding transcription repressor activity, RNA polymerase II-specific
Source: RefSeq, a predicted model, not a curated record